Molecule: messenger RNA, 1569 nt
Organism: Neospora caninum
Lineage: Eukaryota; Apicomplexa; Conoidasida; Eucoccidiorida; Sarcocystidae
Product: putative protein kinase (incomplete catalytic triad)
Exons: 2
Coding region: 1-1569 (522 amino acids)
Molecular function (GO): ATP binding
Source: RefSeq, a predicted model, not a curated record
AUGUCCCAGAGCUUGCGCCACUCUGGUGCCGGAAACACCCUCUUAUUUUCGCCCAGUUGCCCAGUUCACAGCCUCAACAGAACAACCAGCAGGGACACAGCAGAAGGGGAACUCCACGUGUUAGGAGCAGAUCAGCGAGACGACGAAGCGUCGAAGCUGUUUUGGGCGACGAAAAGCAACACGACUCUCCUCGAGCAUGCUCAAAAGAUCAGACACGUGCCUGCGUCUUCGCCCUCCGAUUUCCCGAUUGGUGACUCUCUGUAUGCAGCAUCGAGCUCCCCACUACCCCGUUUGUUGCCUGCACAGCAUCGGAAUCCUUCUCUGCAACUAGCGCGUCCCAGUCACAAGAGUUCUGAAUUUUUGCUCGGCCACGAAGGAGGUGCUUCUUUCUCGUAUGCCACGAUCGCAGAUGACGGCAAACAGUCGCAUCCGUGGAAGACAAUCCAAACACAGAACACGGAAUCGUCUCCGCCAUUCAUUGCAGCCUCAGCUCCUUUCACGAUUUGGAGAGAAAAAAGAGAGAUCCACGCGGAAAAGGAACACAACGCGGGGCUGUGUCUCUGUGAGGUUGCCUUAAGCGCGUCGACUACAGCGGGGACAUCGGAAUCCACUCAGUCGUCCUCUGUUGCGACACCGGCCGAGAUUUGCUCGCAGCCUUCACUUGCUUCGCUCGUCAAGUUCGCAGGCAGGGCGACGCGAGUCGAGGGGAGACAGAGACUGUACAGAAACACGUCAACAGUUCUGGGCCACGGCUUUUCAGGAGACGUGAAGAUCUUCAAGCACCGCCACACUGAAGAGGUUUUCGCCCUGAAGACCGUUCUCAACGAGGAAGGCCGCAUGCAGCGCGGCUGGCGGCUCUGCAGCUGGCGAGGCAGGCGGCCUUGCCCUCGGUCGUCUCCUGAAGAGCGUCUGCGCGGGGAACCGCAGAAAGCCACGGAAAAGGAAAACGCUGUCCCCGGCAAGACACACAGCAACGUCGGCGGCGCCGGGAAUGCAGACCCCUUCGGAGAGCCACGAGGAAAGACGCGAGGCGAGACCGACGCCGCGAAAACGGUGAAAUCUCAAACCCGCGGGACACCGAAAAAAGACAGUCGAGGCCCGAGAGGCUGUGGAGAGGUGCCGCGGCGGAAGAACCCGGAGUCACAGGGGCCCAGGAAGGCGCCCAAGGCAUCUGAGGAAAAAGACAAAGAUAUGAGACGGGAUUUGCAGGCCAUCAUGGGAGAAGGCGUGUACGCGUGUCUCUCUGCGGACCACCCGACGAUCAUCAAACUGGUCGAGUUUGUCGAAGACGACGAAGGCGUUCACUUGAUCAUGCCCGUGUGCAAGGGCGGCCCUCUGAGCCGUGCGAGUCUCCGAAGGUUUCUAACGGGAUCGAACCCUUUCGGCGACGCGACCGCAGGGCCAGGCGGGAAGUUCAACAGGACUGACAGGGGCGAUCCGGCGGCGCCCUGGCAAACCGAAAAAACAGACGAAGAAAGCUGGAGAAGUUGGGAACGAGUCGCGAAGAAGUUCACUUGGCAAAUCCUCAAGGUGCCGCAGGAACACAAGCGCGUGCUUCGAAAAGGCUGA